CCAACAAGUAGAUUGCACAUUUUUAUGAUAUAAUUAAUGAAAUAAUUAAAACAAGACAUAUCUAACAGUACAUUAAAAAUUUGCUACAUAUUGAAGGCCAAUCUUAACAUUUGCAGCACUGAAUAAGAUAAGAAAAUUAAAGUUUAACACAUACUGCCACCUAGUGGUGAAAUAAAUAAAAUAUUAAUUUAAAGAUUAUUAACUUAACUGUAUUACUUGACGAGAUGGGAUAUGCAAAUACGUGCACAUUUUAAAAAACUAACGUUUGAAAUUGUAUGUUUGACAAUUAAUUUAACACUGACUGUUUUAUUUUGAAAAGCAGAACCAAAACCGGAAGUGUUUCCGGUUUGCCACUAAGCAAUAACAAAAGCAAAAAAGCGGUACGAUUUCUUCAUAUUUUCUCACAAGUAGAUUGGUUCAGUUUUGUUUACAAACCAACGAAACUCUUACCGCAAUAAUAAAAAAAUAUAUAUCCUUACGGACAAACUGUUUGUUUACGGACUUGUGAGAGCAACAUUUGCUGUCCGUUCAGCCGAGAUGGCUGCUAACCCACCCGGGCAAGGCUUUCAGGGCAGGGUGGCCAUCCUGGCGGAGCUGGACAAGGAGAAGAGGCGGCUGCUGCAGAGCCAGUCCAUGAACAGCCCCGGAGCCAACAUCCCGCUGUCAUCCAGAGGCAGCCUGAAGGAAGUGCGGGACAGCGCGGAGCAGCAGCACAUCGCCGCCCAGCAGAAGGCCGCCCUGCAGCACGCGCACGUCCACUCGUCCGGCUUCUUCAUCACCCAGGACUCCUCGUUUGGGAACCUCAUCCUCCCGGUGCUGCCCCGGCUGGAGCCGGACCUUUGACCCAGUCCUGUCUCAAACACUGACCCUGGCUGCUGACUGUCUGAGCGGGUCUCAUGCUUUGAACCGAACUCACAAAACUGAAUUUAUUCUUGUUUCGUUUUUACUUCUUAUAAACUGUUGAUGACUAAACCUAAUGAGAGCAGCUCCACCAACCUGAUACUGGUCCCACAGGUCAACUAGGACGAAUAAUGCAUGAUAGAGUUAUAGGCACUUUUUACCAAUAACUUGUAAUUUAUAUUAAAUGUGAGAGUAAAACAGAAAA
Molecule: messenger RNA, 1105 nt
Organism: Austrofundulus limnaeus
Lineage: Eukaryota; Metazoa; Chordata; Actinopteri; Cyprinodontiformes; Rivulidae
Gene: inip
Product: ints3 and nabp interacting protein
Exons: 1
Coding region: 538-843 (101 amino acids)
Biological process (GO): DNA repair
Cellular component (GO): nucleus; SOSS complex; nucleoplasm
Source: RefSeq, a predicted model, not a curated record